Molecule: messenger RNA, 1452 nt
Organism: Coffea eugenioides
Lineage: Eukaryota; Viridiplantae; Streptophyta; Magnoliopsida; Gentianales; Rubiaceae
Product: fasciclin-like arabinogalactan protein 2
Exons: 1
Coding region: 73-1293 (406 amino acids)
Cellular component (GO): plasma membrane
Source: RefSeq, a predicted model, not a curated record
CUUAAACCUUGUUCCCCCUCACUCCCCUUCAAACCAAAACCAUAUUUUUUCCCCCACUACGCUCGAAGCACGAUGCGACCACUGUUCUGUCUUCCUCUAUUCUCUCUUCCUCUCCUCCUACUCCUGCUCUUGUCCUCCACCGACGCACAGUCACACAACAUAACCCGUAUACUCGCAAAACACCCUGAAUUCUCCACCUUCAACCACUACUUAACGACCACGCACCUGGCGGAUGAGAUCAACCGCCGCCGGACAAUUACCGUUUGCGUGGUGGACAACGCCGGAAUGUCCGAUCUCCUAGCUAAACACCUCUCACUGCCCUCGUUGAAAAAUGUCCUUUCCCUCCAUGUCUUUGCAGAUUACUUUGGAGCCAGAAAGCUCCAUCAAAUCAGCAAAGGAUCCACCACAACUUCCACCUUAUUCCAAGCCACCGGCGAGGCUGCCGGCACCGCCGGCUACGUCAACAUUACCGACAUGAAAGGCGGCAAAGUCGGGUUCGCAACGGGCAAUAACGAAGGCGAGUAUGGCGACCUUACCUCUACUUUUGUCAAGUCUGUUGAUGAAAUACCAUAUGUGGUUGCUGUCAUCCAAAUCAGCCACGUUUUACUAUCUCCUGAUGCUGAAGCUCCGGUCUCUGGACCUGGAGCCCUGAACGUGACUACUUUAAUGGAGAAACAAGGCUGCAAAGCAUUUGCAGACUUGUUAAAGAGUUCAGGGGCUGAAGAAACCUUUGUCCAAAACGUCGAGGCUGGUUUAACAGUGUUUUGUCCAUCUGAUGGAGUCCUGAGCUCUUUCAUGCCCAGCUACAAAAACUUGACUUCUGAAGGGAAGGUUUCAUUGCUGCUCUAUCAUGGGACCCCAACCUACAAAUCUCUAGGGAUGUUGAGAUCAAAGAAUGGGAAAAUGAACACUUUGGCCACCGAGGGAGCUAACAAGUACGAUGUCACAGUGCAAAACGACGGAGAAGACGUGAAACUGGACACCAAUGUGGUGACAGCGACAAUUACAGGAACAGUGAUUGAUGAAGAUCCAGUAGCUGUUUUCAAGAUUGAUAAAGUUUUGUUGCCUAGAGAAUUGUUCAAGGAAGCUCCCCCUGCCCCUGCUCCAAAAGGUUCCAAGGGUGCGAAGGAGAAGGAUACAGCCGCAGAUGCCCCGGGACCUGCCGCCGACGAGGAUAGCGUACCGGCGGAUCAGACGGCUAGUGACAAUGGAGCAAUAAGGAUCGUUAAUUUUCGUGGUGGAUGGAUGUCGGUGGCUUUGAGCUUGAUUUUGGGAUGUCUCGUUUUCGUUUGAUUUGGACUUGGGUGAGAUUUUUGUGUUACAUACGUCUCAUGUUGUUUAUUUCUUUUGUUAAAAAAAGGCACAAAAAAAAGUACGGUUUUCUUGUUUCCUAUGCUAGUUUUUUUGUGUUAAAUUAUAACACAAAAUAAUUAGUUUCUCCUCCCUCUUGAA